Molecule: messenger RNA, 3862 nt
Organism: Ceratosolen solmsi marchali
Lineage: Eukaryota; Metazoa; Arthropoda; Insecta; Hymenoptera; Agaonidae
Gene: Fife
Product: regulating synaptic membrane exocytosis protein fife
Exons: 23
Coding region: 170-3814 (1214 amino acids)
Biological process (GO): calcium ion-regulated exocytosis of neurotransmitter; regulation of membrane potential; positive regulation of synaptic transmission
Cellular component (GO): cytoskeleton of presynaptic active zone; presynaptic membrane
Molecular function (GO): small GTPase binding; transmembrane transporter binding
Source: RefSeq, a predicted model, not a curated record
AGCAGCUGUGUGUUCGGAUCUUCAUGGAUUGCAGAUGCCAUGUGAAAUUUUAAUAAGAAGCAAAGAAAUUUCUAGUUGCUGGCAUAUUCUUGAGCCAUCGGCAAUAGUGUACAACGAGAGUAUUUGUAAAAGACUGCAAAGGCAAGGAAUUUAAAACAAAACCACCAAUAUGCUGCCAACCAACGUAAUGUCCUUCGUUAAGAAGAUGGUUACAACACAACCAGAGGCCAAUUCUAGUACAGCGACAUCAGAAGAUGGCGGACGAACUUUUAGCAAACUUAGACAAAUUGGUACGGACCUUAUGACAGCUACUGGCAACGUAGCCAAGCUAACACCAGCCAAGGUUACGCCUGUGGAGAAUAUCCAGUAUAAAGAAACCGCACCCAUAAUUGAGCUUCCUAAAGUAAAAGCAGAGCAAGAAAAACCAGUAAAUCGUGCGGCGGCUUGUAGAGUAUGUAUAAAGUCUAUUAAACCAGAGGACUUCACAAGGAUUUGCUACGAGUGUCAGCGAAAGGUGUGCGAAGACUGUGCUUCUUAUUCAACAACUGCCGACUCCGAUGAUCCUCAAACGUGGCGAUGUAGUGUAUGCCGACGUAAGUUAACACCACGCGAUCAACUACCUAUUGGAACUGAUUUAAUAGAAAGUUCAUUGGAAGUUCCAAUGCUCGAAGGCCUGCAGAGACGUCAUAGUGAUGCGCGUCUUGGCUCUCAGGCAAUAGGACCAUCAGGCUCACUUGGUGCUGGCCUUGUACCACCAAGGAGCCCCGAUCUUAGACGACAUUCGGAUGUUUCACCGGCUAGUCUCAAGGAUUUAGAGAAGUUUCGAAAGGUUGCAGGGGAGCGUCGCAGCGAGGACUGGGAGUGGCGUAGUAAAUCGAGAAGCGGCUCACCGGAUCGCUAUCAAGGGCAUCAGCAACGUGAGCGAGAUCCUGAUCAGGGUGGAGGAGGAGAGAGGCAACGCGUCAACAGUCCCCAGCGGAUCAUCAAGUCUUCUGGGAUUAUUGAUCAAGAUAACACAGGUAUAGAUAUAGAUGAGGAGGAGGAACGACGUCAUCGUUCACGUCGAUCCGGCGGCACUGUGCGUCGCAAGUCUAGAGUGACGCGUCAGCACUCAUAUGACGAUGAAAUCAAGAACGCAGGAAUAACAUCGUCAACAUCAUCCGGUCACGCAAGCCAUUCGGAUAUAGGAUUAGGGCUUCCAAUACAACUAGCAAGGCGUGCCUCGGCCUAUGAUGUAUAUUCAGGCGGUGGUGUUUCUGAUCUAGCGGCCAUCAUUGCACCCCAACAUCGAGUUUCAAUAUCUGGUCAAGGUAACCGAGAAUCAGAAUCCGAACGUCAACCUACAUCAUCCUCUAGACGACCAUCAUUUCGCACCAACAAACCUGUGAUACCUUAUGAAAUUUCCAGCACGAAAGAUGAUGAUAAAAUAAUCAAUGCAGAUGGAUCACGAGCUGCAGACGUUGAUCAGGGCAUCCUUAUGCCUGAUGAAGAAUUACGUACACGACGACGUGGCUCUCAACUACCAAACAUCAAUGCCAUAAGGGCUUUCUCAAAUAAUGCUGCAGCUCCGGUACGUCCUGGACCAACAAACUCAUGUUCUGUAUCCCGAGUAAACGUUGACGAACGUGAACUUGCGCGACAGGGAAGUUUAGCCGAUGGUGAAGGUAUCAAGAUAGUCAUACAUGAUGUUGACUGCGAAAUGUUGACCAGACCAAAUUCAAAGAAGAAAAUUAUACUUCGAAAAGAUGUCGUGAUUGAAAAAGGACAUAGAACUCGAAGUUUUGGGAUGAGGAUUGUGGGCGGGAAGAUUGGCAAUGAUAAUCAUCUUUAUGCAAUUAUCGUAUGGAUGGUUAGUGGAGGGCCUGCGGAUAAAGCUGGCCUGCAACAAGGUGAUAAGGUUUUAGAGUGGAGUGGUGUCUCAUUGAUUGACCGUACAUUUGAAGAAGUUGCACACAUUAUUGGCCGAAGUGGUGACGUUGCUGAACUCAUCGUAGAACAUACAAAUGAUAUAAGUGGAGAUCCUUUGGAUGAACCAGGAAUGGUGCCUGUCUUAGAGAAAGCACCGACUAAUCUUGGACUUGGCCAAAUCGAAUCAGAAACGAACAAAGCGCCAUCGUCACCAACGCGCAGGAAACUGCCAAAGACGCCGGAGCAAAUAGCUAAAGAGAGACAGGUGACGGGUCGCGUACAAAUUCAAGUUUGGUACGAAGCAGAUCGCAAAGAACUCGUUGUUUCCGUUCUUGCUGCUGAUGAUCUCUGUACUCGAGAAGAUACCGGAUACGGAACUGCACCAGAAGCUUUUGCUAAGCUUGAUUUAAUCUCACCGAGUGGUGAUUCUACAUCGCUGAAAACGGAUGUGGCUGAACCAACGCAUAAUCCAAUUUGGAAUGCAACGUUAAACUUCGCGGGUGUAGCUGGUGAACAGCUAAUAGAUCGAUUGAUCGAUGUAACUUUAUGGGACUAUUGUCCUGAUAGAGAGAGCAUGUUUUUAGGUGGUUGUUCAAUUGAUCUUACGAGCGCCUUUGAGGCAGAUCGAGCAGUUUGGUACCGCUUGGAAGAUCCACGAGGACUGCGCUCUGGUAAAUCGCCACACUGUUCGCCACGCGGAUCACUCUCAAUCGAACUUGCUCAGCGAUUGUUACGCAGAACAGAUUUGCGCGAGCGGAGUUACAGCGAUGACACGCAAAGUGAUAGUGGAAGUCCCGAACCUUACCACUUACAUCCAGAUCAUGCCUGGCUUUCGAACUCCCGACGUGGUUCUAGUCAAUCCGAACAACUGGAGAUCGAGCCUUACGAACUCAGCAAAGACUAUAGUCACUCGUUGCCUGGCAGUAGGCGUAGCAGUUUUCAAAGCCAAAUUGCUGGUACUGACAGUAAACGAGGUAGUAUGGGAGACGCGGAGGUCUCUGUCACUCAUUACAAUCGUGAGAGGCGACGUAGUUCUUUUGCACGGCCGAUGCGAGAUCAAGAAGAGAUACUUGAAACCCUACGUAAUCUUAAAGCUCAAGGUGGAAAGGAACUCUCACGUACAAUGAGUCUCUCCGGAGAGAAGAGACGACCCAACCGUAAGUAUUUAUUACUCCGGUCAAAAUGUGCUUCUACACUGUUGUUUCUCAUCCAACCUUCUUCGUCUCAUUGUCACUUCUAUUUAUGUGAAUGUUACCAUCUUAAUUAUUGGUAUUUGUCCAUUACACUGGCAAGCCACCCGCGAACGACGCUAUGGGCAUCUGGGAAGAGUGAGCGCAGAGAGAGCAGCGUCUUAGAAAGGGAAAGACGUAAUUACGAUAGAAAUAGCGAGUCGGAGGAAGAUGAAAAAUGGAGUCAAUCAAUGAAAGGUGCAAAUGGUGGAGAUUUAAACCUUGGACCUGGACAAAUUGUACCGAAAGGUUAUAAAGUAUCGAAAGCACAGCAAAAUGGUAAGGUGCAGCUAGCGAUAUUUUUAAGCAAAGGUAAUCUUGAAGUAGAAGUAAUUUCAGCAAAAGAUAUUUGCCAAACAGAUAUGGAAGAACCAGACACAUACAUCAAGAUGUAUUUGCGUGCGGAGGAACGCUGGCUGCAUAAACGCAAAACUCGUGUUGUACGCCACUCACGUAACCCCCAAUACCGGCAGACUCUGAAAUAUCCGAGUUGCGAUGCCUUGGGGCGUAAUUUGUUGGUAAUGCUUUGGGAAAAGAAACAAGGCUUCGAAAGUAACCAGGGACUUGGUGGUGCGGAAAUUGAACUUGAUGCUUUGGCAUUAAUGCGACAGACAAUUGGAUGGUAUCAUCUCUUCCCGAUUCAUACAUUAGGCACCCAGAACGCCGAUUCGCCAUGAUGGUUGCGGGAAAAAUGGGCUCUCGAAGCUGGCGAACUUGACUUACGA